Funneliformis mosseae is the source of this 290-nucleotide messenger RNA. NCBI's taxonomy places the organism in Eukaryota, Fungi, Glomeromycota, Glomeromycetes, Glomerales, Glomeraceae. The record is from the annotation of a GenBank genome assembly.
UCUAUAUCUAUGAUGUCACUGAUAUAUUGUGUAAUAGUAAUGACACACACCUCAAAAUUUUGCUCGAAGAGGAGAUAGACAGACCUGCUUUUCUUUUGUUAAACGAGAAAAAGCUUAAAGAAAGUAGUUUUAAAGUAGGAACAGUUAUAAAACUCACGGAUUUGAUUGUGAAACUUAAUGGUGAAGAGCGGGAUGAAUCACCAAUCACUGGAGUAGUCGUUGAACCGCUUCAUAAAUCAAUUUCAACUGAAAGAAUUCCAGAUACACUACUUCCACUUCUAGAAAAUUAA